CCCCAGCUCUGCUGCCUAGUGCUGCCCUGAUCCUGUCCUGCCAGCUCUGACCCUUUGCCUGCCUGGACCCUUCCCCAGCACAUCCUCCCACUGUCAUCCUGGCUGCUUCUACAUGUGGGAUGACCACCUCCCUUUCCCAGUGCUUCCCCUCUGGAGGUUCAAGCCUAUGUCUGCCCUGGGGCCCGGUGGGACAGUCCAUGCAGGGGGAAAAUCUCAGGACCACCUUCAUGGCCUGUCCUGGUAAAAAUAGUGCCUUUGUCACCUAAGGGUGGCCCUGGGGACUGCCCAGGAGGGUGACAGUGACAUGUUGCCAUCAGUCCCUCCCAUGGGUCCUGUGUUGGGGGAUAGUGCCCAGCGUAUUAACUGUUCCAGCACAGGACAGUGCUGGCCUCAUCUUACAAGGGGAGAGUGCCCAGAAGGGUUGAACAAUGUUCCUGCUGCCGGGAAUAGCUGCCAGCUCUGCCUGUCAGCUCCACGUGAGGCCAGUCCUGGUGCCAGGCUGCCGUGUGCAGCGGAGGAGGCUGGACAGCCACAGGGACCCUUGGCAGGGCUGCUCGGAACGUUCCACACCUGAGGUCAUCCUCUAAAGCAGAACAGAGGGGCCGUGACUUCUGGCAUCCCAUGCUGCCUGCUGCUGGCUGAGAGGCUUGGGAGGACCCAUUGCCUCCCGUGGGAGUGGGUAGCUGCCCCCCCACAUCCGAGGUGCUGGGAAGCCUUGGGCAAUGCUGGUGGCUGCUGCAGCAUCUGGUUGCACAGAGAUGGGGUAAUGGGAACCAUGAGGAGCAUCUGGGAUGCCUAGGGUGGGUUGCACAGGCACUGUGCCUAUGGGAUGGCCCUGGAUCACGUCCCUGCUCUGCUGAGCCUCUCUUGACAGGCUGACAUGAGUUCUGUGUACCCCAGCUCCCCAUUACAAGCACAGGAGUCCUGGGUAAGCCAUGGGGUAGCAAUGGGUCUCUUUAAGAGCGGGGCUGGAGAGGUGAGUUAGGGCCACCAGAAAGCAGCAGCGUGAGCUCAUGGCAAAGCUGCCCCAGUCAUGUGGAGCAGCCACAGCUGUUGGUGCCCUUGGGCUGCAGGACAGAGGGCCGGCAGCAUAAAGCCCCACAGCCAGUGAAGCUGCCGGCAGCGCUGGGAGCCAGGACUGGGCACUCCCUGCCUGUGGUGGCAACGAGAAAAGGAUACAUCCUGCACAGGACUGUGCACUGUGGGCAGACAUGGAGCUGGAUGUGGAACGGGCCAAGGAGCUCAUCGAGCAGAAGCUGGCAGAGGAGGAGGAAGAGAAGAGACUCAAAGGGAAUGGUGCACCGGAGCCACCAGCUGUGGAGCGGAUGAACACACCUGAGCUGGAGGAAGAGAAGCGCCAUGGUCCCAGGAACUGGGGCAUCGAGGCCAUCAAGGGCCAGGAGAGGGUGCGGAGGAGUUCAGUGGAUCUGCGGCGAGAGAUCAUCGAUGUGGGGAGCAUCCAACGACUCAUCGAGCUCCGCAAGCAGCGUCGGCAGCGCCGGGCAGAGCGGGCGGCCACCCCUGAGCCCCCCCAGCCACCUGAGCCCCUGGAGAUUGUGGGUCCCGUGGAGCCAGAGACCUUCCUGCGAGCCGCCGUUCAGGGCAAGAUGCACAUCAUCGAGAAGUUCCUGGCAGACGGUGGCCCCGCUGACACGUGUGAUGAGUUCCACCGCACAGCCCUGCACCGCUCCUCGCUGGAGGGACACGUGGAUAUCCUGCAGAAGCUGCUGGACAGUGGGGCCACGGUUGACUUCAGAGACCGGCUGGACUGCACUGCCGUGCACUGGGCCUGCCGGGGUGGGCACCUGGAUGCUGUCAAGCUGCUGCAGGACCGUGGGGCAGACCUCAAUGUGAAGGACAAGCUGCUCAGCACACCCCUCCAUGUGGCCACCCGGACCGGACACCUUGACAUCGUGGAGCACCUCAUCCACUGCGGGGUGGAUAUCAAUGCCUCAGACAGGGAAGGGGACACUGCGCUGCAUGAUGCUACACGGCUCAGUCGCUACAAGAUCAUCAAAAAGCUGAUCCUGCAUGGGGCUGACAUGAUGGCCAAGAACGAGGCUGGCAAGACCCCAACAGACCUGGUGCAGCAGUGGCAGCUGGACACACGCCAGGCACUGGAGACCAAGGAGCAGCCACAGGGGGAGAUGGAGGUCCCCGCGUGAUGGCACCAGGAAGGGACAAGGGAUCAGGCUUGGCUCCAGGGAUGAGACUCGUCUGUG
Messenger RNA from Myiozetetes cayanensis, 2222 nucleotides. It is a transcript of the gene ANKRD2, whose product is annotated as ankyrin repeat domain 2. Gene Ontology annotation, biological process: regulation of transcription by RNA polymerase II. The transcript has 9 exons. Bases 1212 to 2165 code for a protein of 317 amino acids. Gene Ontology annotation, cellular component: nucleus. The record is from RefSeq and is a predicted model, not a curated record. Lineage: Eukaryota; Metazoa; Chordata; Aves; Passeriformes; Tyrannidae. Gene Ontology annotation, molecular function: RNA polymerase II-specific DNA-binding transcription factor binding.